UAAACACAAUUUUGUGGCCUUGGGACUCAAUUACUGAAUUUUUUUCGCAUUUAAGUUUUAACACUGAAAGUAUUUAGUUGUGAAAUUUUAAACAAAAUGUUUAUAAAAUAUUUUAUAUUAUUAAUAGUCCAAAUGCUGUUAUAUAAACCGGGGCGUGCAGAAUCUUGUGAUUUAGAAGAAUUCUAUAAAUAUUUCUUUGGUCAUAUUGAAAGUGUUAAGAAAUCGGUGGAGAUUUUAAAUGCUAGACUUGAUAUCAUAACAGAUAGACAUUUAGAAGCUAUUGUUCAAACUCCAAACUCAGAAAAACCUCUUGAUCCCGUACCCUAUAUACCAAAAGCCAUAUUUGAUAUACGUUAUGAUGAUAUGCCCAAACAUUGUGCUGCCACUAAACUACCCAGUAAUUGUGCCGAAGCUACCCAUUGCACCCGAUCUAGUGGUAUUUAUAAUAUUACCGUUAAACGUUAUAAUGAUCAAACAUUUCAAGCUUUCUGUGAUAAACAUAAUUUCGAAGGCGAUUGGUUGUAUAUAUUAAAACGUGUUGAUGGUUCUGAAAAUUUUAAUCGCCCCUGGUCGGACUAUGUUAAGGGAUUUGGUAAUGUGGGCGGUGAAUAUUGGUUGGGUUUGGAGCAUUUAAAUGCGCUCACCAAUUACAAUGGACCGCAAGAACUAAAUGUCUAUAUGGAAAAUUUUGAAGGACGUCAGGUCUUUGCUCGUUAUGAUAAUUUCGUUGUGGGCAAUGCUAGUGAGAAUUAUCGCUUGAAAUCAUUGGGUUGCUAUUGGGGCACGGCAGGUGAUAGUAUGUUUAAUCAAUUGGGCUGUCAAUUCAGUACACAUGACUUUGAUAAUGAUCAGUUGAAGGAUACAAAUUGCGCGGCCGCUCGUAAGGGAGGUUUUUGGUUUAAAGAUUGUGCUAAAGCCAAUCCUACGGGUCUUUAUUUGCGUGGUAAAUAUACAAAGCUGUAUGAAGGCUCCUACUGGCGUACCUUUGAUGGUGAAAACUAUUCGCAAAAAACUAUAAUUUUUAUGAUUAGACGACAAACUAGUGUUAAGUAUCUUUAAGUUGAAAAUUAACAUAAAAUUGUGUAAAAUUAUUUAUUAAAAAUCAUGUAAAAAUAUUUAAUAACAGCUAAGCUUUAAGUUUUGUAAAGCUUUUAAUCAAAUGUAUUCCUAGGUUAACUAUCUAUAUAGAUUUUCCAUUUUGUAGCCUUAGUAGAGCUUUAUUCUAACAUAUUUUAGCUGUAUAACUAAAGCUUUUGUAUACUUCCUGUUCAGUGGAAAUCUGAAAGCUUUUAUAUUUAAAGCGUCUAUAUUAAGUUUGCUGGAAGCUGUAAGCUUAAAUUUAACUGCAAUUUCAAAGCAGUUAAAUUUAAGUCUUAAAGCUUUAUAUUUCCAGUUUUGCUUGUAUUUCAGAGCUUUGUGUAAUUUGCCGUUUACUUGCAAUGUUAAAACUUGCAAUGUUAAAUUUCAAAUAUAAUAAGCUUUAUGAAAGAAUAUAGAGCUUUUGAAUUAAAGCUAAACUAGCAUAAUCAUAUGAAGCUUUAAAUUCCAAUCUUAAAAAGUAAUCAAUAAAAAACUGAAUUUUAUCUUUAAAUCUCUUUUUUAAGCUGAAAUUGAAAUACUCUAUGGCUGUAUAUAAAGCUUUAUAAUAAAACUCUAAUUUAGAAGCUUAAAUUAUCAAAACUUGUAAAGCUUUAAUAAAGAAUAAAUAUAUAAAGUUUUAUGCUUGUGUAAAAAGCUUUAUUAUAAAAUUCUUACAUUUAAGCUAUAUUUACUUAAAAGUAUUAAGUUUUAUCCAUACAGCAAAUUGCGAUUGCAUUGAGAUUAUAUGCAAAAAGCUUUGUAAAAGUGUAUAAAGCUCAAAAUUGAAAUUAAAUUGGGACAAUUGUAUUACACUUUAAGCUUCAAUGUCAGAACUUUAUUUGCAUUUAAUAAAGCAUUAUUUUAAGAACUUUGAUACUCCCUGUUUAGCUCAUAUAUAUUUAAGCUUAAUUUACUUAAAAGUAUUAAGCUUUAUCAAUGCAACAAGUUAUACUUUAGAUUAUACGCAAGAAACUUUGAGAAAGUGUAUAAAGUUUUGUAUAAAGCUCAAAACUGAAGCUAAACUGGGACAAUUGUAUUAAACUUUAAGCUUCAAUUUUAGAACUUGAUUUGCAUUUAAUAAAACAUUAUUUUUAGAACUUCCUGUUAAGCUGAAAUAAUAAAGCUUAUGGAUUGAAAAUGAACAGAAAUUCUAAUUGUUUGUAGAUAAAGCUUUUUGAUAAAACUCUAACAGCUAAACUUAAUAAUACGUUUUUAUCUAUGAAAAAAGUUGUGCUUAUGUAAAGCUUUUAAAUCUAAACUAUAAUUAUAUUUAAACUUUUUGAUGGUGUAAAAAGCUGUAAAAUUUAAGCUUAAUUCGUUUAAUUGAAUUAAGCUUCGAGUUUUUUAAUAAAGCGGAGCAUCUGUAAAGCUGUAAGUUUGCAGCUAAAUUGGGAA
Molecule: messenger RNA, 2475 nt
Organism: Lucilia cuprina (Australian sheep blowfly)
Lineage: Eukaryota; Metazoa; Arthropoda; Insecta; Diptera; Calliphoridae
Product: angiopoietin-related protein 2-like
Exons: 4
Coding region: 97-1059 (320 amino acids)
Source: RefSeq, a predicted model, not a curated record